AACUUCAUCAAGUGAAAAGAGUCAGAUGCUCAUUAACUUACAGUGUUGGAACUGUUGGUGCUGAAUACUGUCAUGUAGAUGGACACAUGUCAACAGAUAAUGACUGAGAUCUUUCUAUGAAAUAAGCUUCCUUAGAUUUGGAGGCACAACUUCUCCAAUAUGGAUAGUGAAGAUGAACAUGACCCCUCGGACAGUCAUGGAACAAUGUCCUCCAUGACAGGAUUCCUUUUUGGUAACAUUGAUGAGAAAGGUGACCUGACGGAGGAUUUUCUAGAUGAGGAAUCAAAAAGACAUUUGGGAUCCCUUAGUUCUCUUGGUGGUAUUGGAGUAAUGGUCAAGGAGAUUACCGGGGAUGAAGAAAAUGACAGACAAGAUGAUGAUGACAGUAUGUCAGAGGACUUUUCUGCGAAGUCUCCAACUGCAGUUGAUUAUUCUGACAUAACAGAGGCAGUGGAUGAAGAGACAGAGAGGGUGAAGGAAGCCAUGCAUGGUCUUCUUGUGCCUGCAAAUGCAGGUACAGAAGAUGAUGACUAUGACGAUGACGAUGAGAAAGACCUCAAACUAAUGCCACCUCCAUCAUUUGUACCAAAGGGAAUUAAAUCAGGUGAUGGUAAAUCGGAAAAAUCCUCACCCCAGAGCAGUCCUGAUAAAAGCAAGGCUAACACCCCCCUGGCUGCCAUGUUACCCCAAGAGCUUAGUAACAUUGAUGUUGCAGCCCUGUUUCCAGAAUUCAGACAUGGGCAGGUAUUAAGGUUUUCCAGAUUGUUUAGACCUCAAUAUGUACACCACUUGUACAAAAGAAAGAAGAAAAAGAAACCAUCUGAUGAGGACAAAGAUGGACAAAAGGAGGCGUUGGAAGAAGAGAAAAGAGCUAAACAAGAGGAGCAUCACCUUUCACUGACUCCAUUAGAAAGAGUUAUUGCGGAGGCAGAUAAUUAUAAGAAAUCACAAGAAAUAGCCCCGGAAGAGGAGAGUUCUACAAAGGAGCCAAUUAUUAGUGAAGAUGAAGGAGAGUGGGAGGAGCCAAUCAAACUCGACUUUGGAAGAUUGCCAAAACCAGAGGAAUGCCUGUCAGAUGAUGAGGAGGUGCUUCUAAAGCCGCUAGAGCAUAAAUCAGUGUCUGGAACCACCUCCAAGGGUAAGGAAGAGAGUGGGGGUGUGAAGAUAGCACCGUGGCGAUACGGCCCUGCCCAGUAUUGGUACGAUCUUCUGGGAGUCGACGAAUCAGGGGAAAACUUUGACUAUGGAUUCAAGAUGAAACCGAAAGAGGAAAUAGAGACAGACAGAAAGGAACUGGAGAAUAUAAAGGUGAACCCCGAGACCUUUCUAAUGGUCACUCAGCUGAACUGGGAGGAUGAUAUAAUCUGGAAUGGAGAGGAUGUGAAGCAGAAAAUUCUACAGUCCCAGAAACAGAAGGCGUUGGCUGCAGGCUGGAUCCCAAGUACUCAGUACAGGACAGCCACCAUGUUCACCCAGCAAGUCCAUACUCCAGUCUCUGGAAUGUCUCCCAAAAUGGUUCCUAACUUUAUGACUCCUGGUUUCUCCAAAACUCUCCCUGGGAUCUCCCCUGUGUACAAGCCUGGACAAAAUCAGUCAGGCUCAGACAGUCAGGACCAAAGUAAGGAAAAAGAGACCUGGUACUCUAUAUUCCCCAUUGAGAAUCAAGACCUUUUGUACAAGCGAUGGGAAGAUGACAUCAUCUGGGAUGCUGAGAAUAUGGAGAAAAUUCCCUCUCCCCCAGUGUUGACCCUGGACCCAAAUGACGACAACAUUAUUCUGGAAAUUCCCGAGGAUAAAGAUCCCAAUGAAAAAACGACAGAACCAGUCAAAAAGGAGAAGGCUGAGGUGAAAAAAUCCAAACUGCUUCUUGGGAAGGCUGGCAUCAUCAAAGAUGAUGGUGAAGAAGAAGAGGACCAAGGCCCUAACAUGCAGAGUAAAGAUCCAUUCAACUUGUCCAACGAUGAGUUCUACAACCCCAAGUUAAUGGAAGGAGCUGUCAAAGGGGGGAUAGGAACCAGUCUCAUUCAGCAUUCCACCCCAGCCCUUGAGCUGAGGCAGCCCUUCUUCCCCACACACAUGGGCCCUAUGAAGCUGAGGAGCUUCCACCGCCCUCAACUCAAGAAGUAUUCCCAUGGCCCCAUGUCUACGUUCAGUCCUCAUCAAGUCCUUCCACUCCUCAAACAGAUUAAGAGGAAAGCCAGGUUGAGGGAACAGGAGAGGCUGGCCUUUGGCGGGGGAGACAUUUUCUUUAUGAGGACCCCCCAGGACUUGUCAGGGAUGGACGGGGAACUCAUUAUGGCCGAGUACUCUGAGGAGUAUCCUCCCCUACUGAUGCAAGUCGGCAUGGCAACAAAGAUCAAGAAUUAUUAUAAAAGAAAACCAGGAAAGGAUUCCCAGCCACCUGCCUACAAGUAUGGGGAGCUGUCCUACGCCCACACCUCUCCAUUCCUUGGAACCCUCGUGCCUGGAAACUCCAUCCAGGCAUUUGAGAAUAACAUGUUUAGAGCUCCCAUUUAUGAACACAAAGUUCCAGAUACUGAUUUCCUUAUCAUCAGAAAUAGACAAAAUUUCUUUAUAAGAGAUGUAAACACUAUCUAUACAGUGGGUCAGGAGUGCCCGAUGUUUGAAGUACCUGGACCAAACUCCAAACGGGCCAACAAUUUUAUUCGUGAUUUUCUACAGGUCUUUAUAUAUCGACUAUUCUGGAAGAGCAAAGACAAUCCGAGGAGAAUCAAAAUGGACGACAUUAAGAAAGCUUUCCCUAACCACUCAGAAAGCAGUAUCAGAAAGAGGCUGAAACUGUGUGCAGAUUUUAAGAGAACAGGAAUGGACUCUAACUGGUGGGUCGUGAAGCCAGACUUCCGUCUGCCGACAGAGGAGGAAAUGAGAGCCAUGGUGUCCCCUGAGCAGUGCUGUGGGUACUUCAGCAUGUUGGCCGCGGAACAGAGGCUCAAGGACGCUGGUUAUGGGGAGAAGUCAUUAUUUGCUCCAGAAGAUGAUAAUGAAGAGGAUACACAGUCCAAGAUAGAAGAUGAGGUGAAAACUGCCCCCUGGAACACCACUAGAGCUUACAUCAGUGCUGUGAAAGGGAAGUGUUUACUGGAUUUGAAUGGUCCGGCUGAUCCCACUGGCUGUGGGGAGGGGUUCUCCUAUGUUAAGGUCCCCAAUAAACCACAGCCCAAGGAGGAGGGUAAAGAACAGACCCCUCAGAAAAAGACUGUGACGGGCACAGAUGCUGAUCUAAGGAAACUCAGUCUGAAGGACGCCAAGCAGCUACUUAGAAAGUUCCAAGUUCCAGACUCAGAGAUAAAGAAGCUAUCUAGAUGGGAGGUUAUUGAUGUGGUUAGAACUAUGUCAACAGAGCAAGCCAAGGCCGGUCAGGAGGGGAAAGCUGGAAUGAGUAAGUUUGCAAGAGGAAACAGAUUCUCAGUAGCAGAACAUCAAGAAAGGUAUAGAGAAGAAUGCCAGAGAAUAUUUGAUCUUCAGAACAGAGUCCUUGCAUCAGAGGAAGUGUUAUCCACAGAUGAAGGGUCCAGCUCAGACAACGACUCUGACUUUGAGGAAAUGGGGAAAAAUCUGGAGAGUAUGCUGUCCAAUAAGAAGACCAGCUCCCAGUUGUCUCACGAGAAGGAGGAAGCCGAGAGAAGAGAGCUCCAGAAGAUGUUGAUGGGCGAUGACGGGAAGGACAAGGGAGAUAAAUCCAGCAAGUCCAAGUCCAAGGAUGACGACUCCGGACCUGCAGUUGGAAGAAAACUUAAGAUCACUAGAACAUUUAAGGAUGACAAUGGGUCGACGUACACAAGAACAGAGUGGGUGGUAAAGCCAGCGGUCAUCGAUACCUACGUCAGAAUCAGGGAGAAGAAGGACCUCUCCUUCAUAAAAUCUUUUGCAUUGAUUGAUGAGCAGCUGAAGGAAGAAAUGAGAAGAGAGAAGAGAAGAUUACAAGAGAGGCUGAGAAGAAUCAAGAGGAAUGAGGAGAAAGCCCAGCUGGCCCCACCCCCAACCAAAAAGAAGAAAAAGCAGGAAACUCCAUUCAAUAGCAAGUUGAAGUGUGGUGCCUGUGGACAGAUCGGUCACAUGAGGACAAACAAGGAGUGUCCUAUGUACAACAAGUCGGGUCCCAGCGCCGCACCCGUACAGGUCGCCAUGACGGAGGAGCAGGAGGAGGAAGAGGAGAAGAGUCUCCUCCAAAACGAUGACCUCAUCAAGGUCGAGGGCACCCGCGUCAUGUUCUCAAAGAACCUAGUUGAACAUGCUGAACAAGUGAAGAGGAAAUCACUGGUACUUAAAUUCCCUAAACAAGUCACCAAAGCUGAAAAGAAGAAGAGAUUUGGAUCUGUUAUUCACUGUGAUUAUUUAAAGAAACCCAAGCAAACUUCCAACAGAAGGAGAACAGACCCAGUUGUUACACUGUCCAGCAUAUUUGAGAACAUUCUGAAUGAGAUGAGAGACCUACCCAAUACCCAGCCAUUUCUGUUCCCUGUCAGUGCUAAGGAAGUCCCAGAUUAUUACCGAGUCAUCAAGACUCCCAUGGAUUUACAGACUAUGAGAGAAAAUAUCAGAGCGAGGAAGUAUGAAUCAAGAGAGAAGUUUCUGAUCGAUGUCAACCAGAUUGUGGAGAACUGUAAACUCUACAAUGGUCCAAAGAGUGCCCUGACUCUCACAGCUCAGCAGAUGAUGGAGCUAGUUUUCAAGAGAUUUGCAGAGAAAGAAGACAAGCUGAUGAGGAUAGAAAAGGCCAUUAACCCUCUGUUAGAUGAUAACGACCAAGUGGCCUUUUCCUUCAUCCUAGAGAAUAUCAUUGUACAGAUGAAGGCCAUAGAAAAUUCCUGGCCCUUCCAUCAACCUGUGAACAGGAAGUUUGUCAAAGAUUACUACGACGUCAUCAAACAUCCGAUGGAUCUAUCCACUCUACUGAAGAAUGUGCAAAGUCACAAGUAUCAGACGCGGGAACAGUUCCUACACGACGUCGACCUGAUUCACCAGAACUGUGAGAAAUAUAACGGGCCGGGGAGCAACUACACCAAGACGGCCCUCAAGAUGAGUGACCUGUGUAGGGAGAGACUCCAAGAGAAUGAGGAGAGCCUGAGUCAGAUGGAGAGUGAUAUCCGCGCUGCACAGGAAGCAGCUCUGGAGGCAGUGGAGACGGACAGCAUCAUGACGGGGACGUCCGCCAACCCCGAGGACAGCAGCCUGUUCGGAAUGGACAAUGAGAGUAUUGAUGACUCUAAUAUGUCUAUGUCAAGAGAAAACAUCACCAUUGCAGAGGAUACAAAUGAUGACAGCAUGAUGAUGAAUAACUCCAGGAAAGGGCUGAACCAGUCUGGUCACUCAGAGUACGACUCGGAAUACGUGGACAUCGAGGGAGACGAUGAGAUCAUCCAGGGAGGAAUGGAUGCCUCAGGACAAGGAGAUGGUCUGGCUCAGGAUUUACAGAUAACUCCUGAAAACUCGGACAAUGAAGAUACAGGUGAUCAGGAUAGUAAGAACUAUCAGGGAGAUAUCAGCAUGUCUCAGUUUGAAGGGGAAAACUCGCAGCAGUACUACCAGUACCCAGUCCAAUUUCAGGAGGAGGAUGAAAACAGUUUCGAUCCCUCUGACUUCUUCAUGCACAGCUCACUCGCACAAGAGGCAGCAGCCAAUCAAAUCAAGCAGGAGGAGUCAGGGGAGGGGUCUGCACCUGUUGCUAUGGAGACUGAUAUUAACACUGACCUUCAGGUGUCAGAGUCUGACAGCGAACAGGAGACGGAGCAGCCGUCAGGGUCAGGGAAUGAUGGCUUCGACAUCGAUGAAUUCUUCUAGGGUCCAACAUGGAGAACUGUCUGGUUCUAUUGAACUCCUCAGAGGAGAUCCAAGUGUGAAGAAUAUGCACAACUAAAUUCAUCCAGCAAGUGAGCUGAGGAAAAGAAUAUUCUGUUGAAGAAGUGAUUUAACUAUUACGUCUUUCAAUUUGACUUAUUCUUGGUAAGUGUGCAAUCACGCAUUACAUUGAGGUUAUGUACAUUUGGUUGAGAGACAUGUAGCCAGUAAAGAUGCUGUAAAUGCUUCAGGUUGUUUAGCUGUACAGUGCUAUAUUAAAGUGCUUUUUACCUACUGGCUCUUCCUUGGACAUGCCUGUUAAGUGCAUCUUGUAGUUGUUAACAACAGAAAUUCAUGGGGCAGUGUGCAUUGGAUCUAUAUUUGUUUAGGUCUUUAACACUGUUUUGUUAUAGGCCGUGUUCUCUCUGUUUGUUACUUGUAUCACCUCUGAGAGGUUGAGGAUGGCAGGGGUUUAUCUGAUGACACACAAGGAAUCAUUUCAGUACAUAAACAGGUAGAAGGGGACAUGAAGGAGUUAAAAUAUUAUAAUAAGACAAAUUAUGUUAUGUAUUUAACUGGUCAGGUUAUUUGUGUGCAAGAGGCUUUAAUGAAUGAAUUAUGUUUGUUGUAAACAGGCUCUCUUAGCCAUCAUCAUCAUCAUCAUCAUCAUCAUCAUUUUUACAUUAUCAAAUUGUUAUUUUUUUUUACACAGUGUACACGUCAUCAGCCAGCUUAAGAUCUAGAUUUGUCUGGGUCUGAACAUAUUUAUGAUGUGCAUGUCAUUCAGGUCACCUCUGAGAAUUCUAAGGCAGCAAUCGAUUUGUACAUCAGUGACAUUAUUUAUAUAUAAUAUAUAGGAUACAUAAGUAUCUUCUGUAUAUUUACUUGUACAUCUUGUUAUGGGAAAUCAUGAAUACAAAAGAUAUAUUAGUUUAAGUAGGAUGGUGAUGCAUUCAACAAAUGAUCAGCUUUAUGUUGUUAGAGGCAUAAAGUAGACGAAUAAUUUUUGUAGACACAUGGCCAUGUCAUCAUUGGCAUCAUCAUCAUCAUCAUCAUCAUCGUUAUCAUCAUUUUGUUUUAUAUGAUGUACAUGUCACCAGAUAUGUGUGAAAUAAAUCUAUAAAAA
Molecule: messenger RNA, 6925 nt
Organism: Magallana angulata
Lineage: Eukaryota; Metazoa; Mollusca; Bivalvia; Ostreida; Ostreidae
Product: transcription initiation factor TFIID subunit 1-like
Exons: 43
Coding region: 160-5802 (1880 amino acids)
Biological process (GO): transcription by RNA polymerase II; RNA polymerase II preinitiation complex assembly
Cellular component (GO): transcription factor TFIID complex
Molecular function (GO): RNA polymerase II general transcription initiation factor binding; histone acetyltransferase activity; RNA polymerase II general transcription initiation factor activity
Source: RefSeq, a predicted model, not a curated record